Molecule: messenger RNA, 2202 nt
Organism: Protomyces lactucae-debilis
Lineage: Eukaryota; Fungi; Ascomycota; Taphrinomycetes; Taphrinales; Protomycetaceae
Exons: 1
Coding region: 1-2202 (733 amino acids)
Source: RefSeq, a predicted model, not a curated record
AUGGCUCAGUCAGACGUAUUGACGACUCCAGGUCACUCUCCAUCUGCCCCAGUUAGCAGUGGACCGAUUCCGAGACCUACACUACCAAACAAGCCCCUCAGCAAAACUCAGCGCUUCUCAAAGUUGCUGAGUGGGAAGCCAGACUCCCUACGCUCAAAGUCUUCGGCAUCGCCUAUGCCAGAUGGCUCCUCUACAGAGCAACUUCCUCUGCCGAAAACAAGCAACUCGAGCUUCUUCCGGCGUUUGUCGCGCAAAUCCAACCUGAGUCGGCAGCAUUGUCAAAUUUGCGAUGAAUCACUGGGUCUCUUGGUCUCUGGCGAACGCGUUUUGACAUUUUUGUACUGUCAUCAUUUGGUGCACGGUCAUUGUUUGAAGGAUCAAGACAAGUACUCGGAGAGCCUGGUGGAAGCGCCAUGUCCACUGUGCUGCAAGAUCAAGGACUCCAUCAAGCUGGAACCGCCCAUACAAACUUGGACGCCAAAUACUGUCAGUUCCCUGCCAGUCUUGAGUCCUACCCGAAGUAGCACGGGGACAAUUGGUUCCAAGUCUGUUGCUGCAUCCAUCAAAAGUGCCGAUGCUGCCAUGCCUUCAUCAGGUGUGCCUCCUGUGCCAAAGACGCGUAUGCCAUCAACAACUCAGGAAAUCAAGCGUGGUAUGCGUGUGCCAUUUCCCUAUGUAUCCAUGGAACUUGCCAUGACAGACUAUAGGGAUAUGAAGCAUGUGUCUGCCGAUGCGACAACAACGCUCACAGAACUCAUGCUCACAGUCGCGGUGCCUGAGAAGUGCGCCAAUCUCGACAAUAAUGCCGUAUUGACGCCACCAUUGACUGCGCCUGGUCUCAAUCCAAUGCGCGUACACAGUCCUGGUACGGCACACUUCCCAAUCGCUCUCACUAUCAUUGUACAGCUCGAAGAUGGUGAUCUUGAUCAAUGCUCGACCCUCAAGUCGACUUUACUAGACUUGUGCGAGCAACUAUCACCGUUUGAUGAGGUUGGUAUCAUUGCUUUCAAUGCAGCAGAGGAGUAUGCCCAGGUAUGCAGCCUUGUUGGCUCGACUCAUCUCACGGAUCUCAUUCGAUGCAUCAAGGGCAUGGCGCCCUCUUCCAGUUUACGAGAAGGUCGAGAGGCUCACGGCCUUCCAGUUUCCGGCCAGUGGCAACGCGGUGAUCUCAGCAAAGUCUUUGAAGUGGUUCUUUCUUGGUUCAAGCGAGACAAACGACCAGUCUUGCAGCAACAAAUCUUCUUCAUGUCCAACCUCGUCCCAAAUCUGCAACCUGAUGUGAUGGGUAGAAUCGCCCGCCAGCGCAUCCACAUGCACGUCUUUGCUAUUGGUGUCCAGCAUGAUAGCUUGGCCAUGUUUCAACUUGCACAUCAGACUGGUGGCCAAUUCAUUGCGGUACCAACAUUGCACCAGCUAGCGCAGCGUGCACUUGCCUUACUAUUUGGCAUCUUUUCACUCGCAUACACACAGCUGGCAGUUGAUGUGGAACUCUUAGACGAAGCCGGGCAGACUGUACCAUGCUCUAUGUCUUCUUCGCACAUGCGUUUCGAUACACGACUCGUUCAUCAAGGUCUACGCAUGCAUUUUGGACCCAUCUGCCAUGGCGAGUCUCGUCAACUUUUUAUCAAAGUCAACAGACCAGCCAACAUCUUCUACUGUCAAAUCACACUGCGUGGAAAAUUCACCAAUAAGCAACGUACUUGGACCGGGCUCAACCAUGUCGUCUUGCCUGUACCCGUUGAGUGGAAGAAGCCGUCGCAUGCAUUCCAAUUUCGAAAGCUGGAGGAAGUCGCUGGGGCUAUGCUCUUUCAUGCCGUUGACCUUGCUACGCAGGGUAAAGUUGAUUUUGCAGAACGCGUUAUGGAUGAGACGCGUCGGGUAUUGCUCAAACAAGCUGAAGCACACAUUACUGCCGCCUUGGGAAAUGAGCAAGGAACCGACACUGAAGGGGAAGAGGUGGCAGGCUUGAUUUUGUCUCUUGAGGGCGACCUGGACGAUUGGCUCAAUCAAUUCUCAGCGGCACAAGAUGAGACGCCCUCUUCACAGCAACAUCUUCUCGCGUUGGGCUUAGAGAUGGGACGAACACUAUUGUUGCAGCAAGCAUGGACACUAGAAACAAACUUGAGUUCAGUCGCUCGGUCAUACGCAUGCAAAGUCAAGUUACUCAAGGACAUGAUUGAUAUGGCCGACUCUUGCUUCUGA